Messenger RNA from Didymodactylos carnosus, 1215 nucleotides. Lineage: Eukaryota; Metazoa; Rotifera; Eurotatoria; Philodinida; Philodinidae. The record is from the annotation of a GenBank genome assembly.
GAAUUCGAUGCUGAUUUUAAUCAUAUAGGUUUUUCUUCAAAGUUUUUUGAGCCGAUGGCAUCGCUUAUCCACGUCCUUUUGCUUGAUAAGAAGUUAACUUUGGCUCAAUUUACAUUCGCUGCCACCACUCCUAGACUCCAAUGCCCAUGUCAUUACUUAUUGGCCUACGUCCUUUAUGUGGUAACGUAUGGCUUAGCAAUAAUGCAUACACACGCAGUAAUUUUCUUUUUAAACGCAUUAACUUCCGUUAUAACAUGUUAAAGAUCUUUUUUCAUCUUAAAAUCAAAAGUCAUAUGAAUAAUUAAAGGCAGGUAUUUCCUGACAGUAUCAGACGGUUAGUAUAGAAUCAUUUAGUUGCUUCAUUACUAGUCAGUUAUUGAUAUUGUGUGAUUGUGGUUAAUUUAACAUACAUCAAAGAUUUCAGACUCAUUUUGCUUAAAAAAAUGUGUUCUAGUGCAUUAAAUUUACAUUUUCCGCACUUGAAAUGUGCAAGACAAUGGCGCGUAUUAUAUUCAUUAACAUGUAAUUAAAACUCUCACAUUAUUUACAUGUUUGUCAGCAUUAAUUUACAUGUGAAUUAAAAUCAUUUAUAAUGACUUGCAUUUAACGUGUGUUAGUCAAAUUUGUUAACUCGUUUCGAAAUGCAUUCGAGUUACUUUUUCGCGUUAGGGAUUGAUCUAGCACUAAAAUUACUCGCUAUAUUGUGCUUACGAAUUUUUGUUUUUCUUUUGUUUGCAGCGUAGUGAAUUCCGAGCACAAUAUGAAACAUUAUUAAAAUCAAGUCAGGUACGUGAAAACGAACUACAGUUAACAAAAGACAGACUUGCAAGAGCUGAUGGUCUAGAAGAAACUGUUCGACGUCAAGAAUUAGUUAUUGAAAAAUUAGAAGCAAUGAUCAAUACAUACAUGAAAGAAAAACGUUUGAAAGGUAGCGGAGCAUUUACCGAUGUUGAUAGAAGCUUCUUGUCAGAACAUGCCCAAGUAGGAAUAGAAACACAACAACUUCAGAGAAGAGUACCGAAGAGCAACUAUGCAACCAGUGCUCAAGACGAACUUGCUAAACAAAAUGUUAUGUAUGAACAACAAUUAGCAAACUUAAGAGCUCGGGAUCUACUUAAUCAAAUAAACAGUUUAGAUCAACCAUUUGUGUUUGAUAUAUCUGAUGCUACAGUUGGUGUUGUACAUGUUGACGAUGGUGUUGAGCAAUAUCCCUGA